This is a messenger RNA of Choloepus didactylus (southern two-toed sloth), 1965 nucleotides long. It is a transcript of the gene AURKB, whose product is annotated as aurora kinase B. Gene Ontology annotation, molecular function: ATP binding; protein kinase activity. The transcript has 8 exons. The record is from RefSeq and is a predicted model, not a curated record. Bases 207 to 1133 code for a protein of 308 amino acids. Gene Ontology annotation, biological process: mitotic spindle organization; regulation of cytokinesis; protein phosphorylation. Gene Ontology annotation, cellular component: spindle pole centrosome; spindle midzone; chromosome passenger complex. NCBI's taxonomy places the organism in Eukaryota, Metazoa, Chordata, Mammalia, Pilosa, Megalonychidae.
CCCGCCCCGUUUCCCUCCAAGGAUGGCCCAGAAGGAGAACGCCCAUCCCUGGCCCUACGGCCGGCAGACGCACAUUCCAGCCCGGUCACCGGGACAAAGGCGCCUCAGAGUUGUCAACUGCUCCUUCUCAGGCUCAAUCGGGCCUGAACACCCUGCCCCAGAGAGUCCUCCGGAAGGAACCUACCACCCCAUCCGCGCUUGUCCUCAUGAGCCGCUCCAAGGCUGUUCUAGAACCUUCCAACGCCCAGCCCACAGCUGGUCAGAAGAUAAUGGACAACAGCAGUGGGACACCCAACUUCUUAAUGCGAUCCUUCACAAUUGACGACUUUGAGAUUGGGCGUCCUCUGGGCAAAGGCAAGUUUGGAAACGUGUACCUGGCUCGGGAGAAGAAAAGCCAUUUCAUCGUGGCGCUCAAGGUCCUUUUCAAGUCUCAGAUAGAGAAGGAGGGUGUGGAGCACCAGCUGCGCAGGGAGAUCGAGAUCCAGGCCCACCUGCAGCAUCCCAACAUCCUGCGUCUCUACAACUAUUUCUACGACCGGCGGAGGGUCUACUUGAUUCUGGAGUAUGCCCCCCGUGGGGAGCUCUACAAGGAGCUGCAGAAGAGCCGCACUUUUGACGAGCAGCGAACAGCCACGAUCAUGGAGGAGUUGGCAGAUGCUUUGAUGUAUUGUCACGGGAAGAAGGUGAUUCACAGAGACAUAAAGCCGGAGAACCUGCUCUUGGGGCUCCGGGGAGAGCUCAAGAUUGCUGACUUCGGCUGGUCUGUGCAUGCCCCCUCCCUGAGGAGGAAGACGAUGUGUGGCACUCUGGACUACCUGCCCCCAGAGAUGAUCGAGGGACGUACGCACAAUGAGAAAGUGGACCUCUGGUGCAUCGGAGUGCUGUGCUACGAGCUGCUCGUGGGAAACCCCCCCUUCGAGAGUGCUUCCCACAAUGAGACAUAUCGGCGCAUCGUCAAGGUGGACCUGAAGUUCCCCACUGCCAUGCCCCCGGGAGCCCAGGACCUCAUCUCCAAGCUGCUCAAGCAUAACCCCUCAGAACGGCUGCCCCUGGCCCAAGUCUCAGCCCACCCUUGGGUGCGGGCCCACUCUCGGAGGGUGCUCCCUCCCUCUGCCGUGCAGUCUGUCCCCUGAAUCGUCCCUGCCUUGAACUUGGGUUUUUCCUUGUGUGUAUGUCUGUGUACGUGUAGGGGGAAGGUAGGGUCUCUGGCCUGUUCCCUGAUCUGUCUUCUACCUCCUUUUUAUUUAAUAAAGGCUGAGGCUUUUUAAUACUGACGAGUAUAGAUGUUUACGGAUAGAGACUUGGCUAUAGAGGAAGCCGUCCUCAUGGGGAGGUGCUUGCCCUGGCUGUAGGGGGGGGCACUGCAUCACUGCCCAUGGUAACAGCCUGCUUCCUGCGCUGACGCCCCACGGGGGCAUCUCCCACCACCCAUCGCCCCCCGUCUUUUCUUUCCCCUGCUGUGACUCCCAGGGUCUGGGACUGCUGGGGAACCUCAGCCCCAUCCUGAUCAUCAGCCACAUGGGCCCAUUUUCUCUUAGGUGUUGCUGUCUCUUGUUUCUCUGACUCGAGGUUUUCCCUCUCCUGGGUCUUUCUCUUCCCCUUUGCUGACCUGGGAGCAAUUGGGCGUGGCUGUACCCUGGAAGUUGUCUUUUGUUUGUUUUUUUGUUGUGAUUAGAAUCACAGGACUGGAGCAAACAAGCCGCAGUGACGGUGGCAGCCUUCUCUCGUUCCUGCCUUAGGGGUCCACUGUUAAGUACGAGCCUUGCUGCAGGGUUUUGGUGGAUGCCCUUCCACAGGUUAGAGAAGGCUUGUUCUAGUCCUAGUUUGCUAAGGUGUUUUUGUUGUUUUUUAAAUCAUGAAUGGCUACUGACUUUUGUCCCCUCCAGUGCUUUUUUUGCUAUUUUUUGAGUAUUUGCUCUUUCAACCAAAGUGAUCAAGUGUAUCAAUAAAUGUUCUUAUGUUCAU